AUGUCUGCCUCCUCGUACAACAGUCAAGCGGGAACAUGGCAGGAGCGUCUGGAAGGCGGCCGUACCGCCUGGUCCAGCCGAGUCACCGUCCACGGACGCACCCUCUCCGCACGAUUUUGGUACGACGGCAAGAACCUCAACAAUGCGAAAGAAGACGCCGCCGAAAUGGCACUCAACUACCUCACCGGAUCGAACCCCAGCUCGCCAGCCAACAGCAGAGGAAGCUGGUGA
Molecule: messenger RNA, 231 nt
Organism: Colletotrichum chrysophilum
Lineage: Eukaryota; Fungi; Ascomycota; Sordariomycetes; Glomerellales; Glomerellaceae
Exons: 2
Coding region: 1-231 (76 amino acids)
Source: RefSeq, a predicted model, not a curated record